UUGGUCCGUUAAACUCCAAAAAUAGGAAGUUAGAGAAUUGAGGAGUCAAGGCGGCAAUGGAGUCACCAUUCAAGGCGGAGGUACUGAAGGGCAAGGUGGCGUUGUUGACCGGAGGAGCCUCGGGAAUUGGGUACGAGAUAUCAGUUCAGUUGGGCAAACAUGGAGCCUCCAUUGCCGUCAUGGGUCGUCGUAAAAACGUCAUCGACUCCGCUGUUGAAUCCCUUCACUCCCUUGGCAUUCCGGCUAUCGGACUUGUGGGUGAUGUUCGCAAAAGAGAUGAUGCAGUUAGAGUUUUGGAAUCAACUGUCAAGCAUUUUGGUAGGCUCGAUAUCCUUGUGAAUGCUGCUGCUGGCAAUUUCCUUGUCCCGUCUGAGGAUCUAUCCCCAAAUGGAUUUCGAACAGUUUUAGAUAUAGAUGCUGUUGGCACCUUUACAAUGUGUCAUGAAGCACUCAAGUAUCUCAAGAAGGGGGCACCAGGGAAGGAUUCAUCUGUCGGUGGAACAAUAAUGAACAUAAGUGCCACUUUGCAUUAUACAGCUACUUGGUAUCAAAUUCAUGUAUCUGCAGCAAAGGCUGCUGUUGAUAGCAUUACAAGAAGCUUGGCAUUGGAAUGGGGCACAGAUUAUGAUAUCAGAGUCAAUGGUAUUGCUCCAGGACCUAUUGAAGACACUGCUGGCUUUAGUAAACUCUUACCUCAGGAGAUAUUGAGCAAAUUUAAGGUGAAUGCUCCUACAACAAAAGUAGGACAGAAAUGGGAUAUUGCUAUGGCUGCAGUAUAUCUUGCGUCUACCGCAGGGAAAUACAUCAAUGGAACAACAUUGGUUGUAGAUGGGGCAGAUUGGUUGACCAAACCUUCCCAUCUUCCGAAAGAGAGGGUAAAGCAACUGUCCCGAGCUGUGGAGCGAAGGUCUAGAAAUGAACCAGUUGGCAUUCCAAAGAGCAAGCUCUAAUCAUUCCACUUGGUGCUUUUGCUCAACAUUGAAGUCAGCUUAUUCUGUGAAUUCCUUCUGUGGGAAGAUCCAUACCCACAACAUAUUAAUGUAAUGUUACUCAAAGCAAUACCAGUCAAAUAGAUACAUUGUUUGAUCGUGUAAUAAUUUAAUAGUCAAAUAGAUACAUUGUUUGAUCGUGUAAUAAUUUAAUAUUCAUCUUGACAGACUACACAGUAUGUGUACGUAUAUAUAUGUAUUACAAGCGCGCGCAAGGCCUACAGCGCAAGGCAAAGCACUGAAUAACACAAAGCAUUACGACUCCAGUGCUAAUCCUUAGCUCAACUGAAUAACAUAAGCAUUAUGACUCCA
This is a messenger RNA of Rosa chinensis, 1301 nucleotides long. Its product is annotated as peroxisomal 2,4-dienoyl-CoA reductase [(3E)-enoyl-CoA-producing]. Gene Ontology annotation, molecular function: 2,4-dienoyl-CoA reductase (NADPH) activity. The transcript has 5 exons. The coding region runs from base 57 to 950 and encodes 297 amino acids. Lineage: Eukaryota; Viridiplantae; Streptophyta; Magnoliopsida; Rosales; Rosaceae. The record is from RefSeq and is a predicted model, not a curated record. Gene Ontology annotation, biological process: fatty acid catabolic process.